UGCUGCUCCAAAGACUAAAGUUAUAGGAAACGGGAUUCCACCUAAACAUUAGAAAGAACUUCCCAGUGGUAAGACAGUGUUUUGGGGAUUGGACUGAAUGGCACUUGUGGCCUCUUCAAUUUCAUGAUUCUAGUAAAUAAGUCCAGGGUGGUACCAAAGGAAUACAUGAUGCAAUCAUUUUAGGCUGCUGCUAGUCUUCACAACAAUCAUGCAAGGGAGUUUCUUGACCAGUCAGCCUCAUAGCUGAGCUGUUUUCUGGGUUUAUUUAAAGAGUAUUCAGACUGUAAAUGUCAUGCAAGUAAAUACAUAGUUUCAUCACUGUUUUUUAGCUGGCAGCAGUCAUUGACAUGCUGGAAGGCGCUUUCUAUGGCUUGGACUUGCUCAAACUUCAUGCUGUGACAACAAAAUUGGUCGGUCGAGUAGAAAAAUUGGAAGAGGAAGUGUCUAGUAAUCUCACUAAGGAUAAUAAAAAGAAGAGGCAAAAUGCAGAGGAAAGUUUGCAAGAGAUGGAUGUUAAAGACAAGAUGAAUUCUUCCACCAGCAUCUCUAACAACCUUGCUGACAUCCAGAGUUCACUGCAGAGAGAUGCUGCUGCAGCCUACACCCUCCCUGAGGAAAAAUAUGAAGAAGUUUUCCUACAUGAUGAAUUGGCUUCACGGCAGAUAAUCUCAGCUGAGUCCUUGCACUACACCACCCCAGAUCAAAUGAAUAUAAAGUCCACUUUUUCAAAGAAAGUCGAUGUGAAGAGUCAAACUUCAUCCCACCCAACCAUCAUCCGAGGAGUCACUUACUAUAAGGCCAGAGAUGCUGAGACAGAAAAUGAACUUGAGGAACAAGAUGAGCCUUUCAGUGGUGAAACAAUUGACUUGCUGAUUGAGGACCAGCUUUUGCAACACAACUACUUGUCAGAUAGUCCCGAAAAGAAGCAGCCACCUGCGGAAGACCCCCUUAAACACCAGCGCCAUGAGCUCACGAAGGGACAAGUUGCAAGCAUCACACCAUUUGGAAAAGAUGCCCCUACAACUACUACCCCAGCAGCAGAGCCACCACUGUCCUCUGCCACCAUGACUCCCUCUGCUGAGCCAACACUAGCAUCUACCUCAUCAGUCUCCCUUACUGCCACCGGAAGCUUUUCAAUAUCAGUGGAGACCACAACAGCCACUGAAACCUCCUCAGUAAUUGGGCCAAAGGGUGGGGAUGCCACAGAGACAGUGAAAACAGUGACUCAAGCUUUCACACAGGGUCACACAGUGACAACAUCCCAAAACACACCUACCACAAGGACCCCAUUUGCCAGAGCAGCCACAACAAAUUUCCAAAAAGUGGGAACAGCUGAGCCUAGCACAGGGGCUACCAUGGCUAAAACUGUGACCUCUCCUACCCCUGCCUACCCCAGCCUCACAGCCACACCCAAGCAGGGCCUGGAUGAGGAGGAUAUAAGAAACAGCAUUGGCCAGUGCAAGGACACUUUGUCUACAAUCUCAGGGCCAGUGAUCCAGAACACCUAUGGACGGAAUGAAGGUGCUUGGAUGAAGGAUCCAGUUGCCAAGGAUGAGCGGAUCUAUGUCACCAACUAUUAUUAUGGCAACACCUUGGUGGAGUUUCGGAAUCUGGAUAACUUCAAACAAGGGCGAUGGAGUAACUCAUAUAAGUUGCCCUAUAGUUGGAUGGGGACCGGCCAUGCAGUCUUUAAUGGCUCUCUGUACUACAAUCGAGCCUUCACCCGCAACCUCAUCAAAUAUGACCUAAAGCAACGCUAUGUGGCUGCCUGGGCCAUGUUGCAUGACGUAGCAUAUGAAGAGGAGACACCUUGGCGGUGGCGUGGCCAUUCUGAUGUGGACUUUGCUGUGGAUGAGAAUGGCCUGUGGAUCAUUUACCCAGCCAUUAAUUAUGAAGAGUUCAGCCAGGAGGUGAUAGUCCUCAGCAAACUCAAUGCCAAUGAUCUGACAACUCGUAAAGAGACCACCUGGAGGACAGGUCUGCGCAAAAACUUUUACGGCAACUCUUUCGUCAUCUGUGGUGUUCUCUAUGCUGUUGACAGCUACAAUAAGAGGAAUGCCAAUAUCUCUUAUGCGUUUGACACGCAUACCAACACCCAGAUUGUCCCCCACCUACUAUUUGAAAAUGAAUAUUCCUAUACCACUCAAAUAGAUUAUAAUCCCAAAGAUCGGCUCCUUUAUGCCUGGGACAAUGGCCACCAGGUUACCUACAAUGUCAUCUUUGCUUACUGAGGACAGACAAUGGUAAUUUUAAUGAACCACUAGCACCUUUUUUAUAAAUAUUUUAAUUGUAAAAAUCAGAGUAAAUGUGGUUGUUAUUCUUUACCUUUAAAAAUGGAUUGUAGAUCAAUCCAUCUACUAAAGUCAACCCUUUUAUUUUGGGCAUAACUUGCUUUUGUUUUUUAUACUGAAUAUCCUGCCUUUCAUGAGACAAUGGAAAAUAUUUCUUCAUUAGCAGCUGCCAAGAGCAGACUCCGAAAUGAAUAAAACGAUCCCUUUGCCUUGUUGUUUUUAUAUAAGACUUAGUUUUGGAUGAAAUAAUCCUCCAAAGUUACAAUCUUUGUAAUAAAACAUCCAUGUUAAA
Sceloporus undulatus (fence lizard) is the source of this 2583-nucleotide messenger RNA. It is a transcript of the gene OLFML2B, whose product is annotated as olfactomedin like 2B. Gene Ontology annotation, biological process: signal transduction. NCBI's taxonomy places the organism in Eukaryota, Metazoa, Chordata, Lepidosauria, Squamata, Phrynosomatidae. Bases 348 to 2231 code for a protein of 627 amino acids. The transcript is spliced from 6 exons. The record is from RefSeq and is a predicted model, not a curated record.